AAACAAACAAUUAGCUACUGCCGCUGUUUCUGUUAAGGGUUUACAGUUGUUUCUCUGAAGAAGAAGAAGAGGGUUUUAGGGUUUUUGUUUAUCAGAAAAAAUGGAUAGGUACCAAAAAGUAGAGAAACCUAAGCCUGAAUUACCCAUUAACGAGAAUGAGAUCAGAAUUACUUCACAGGGACUUGUUAGAAACUACAUCAGCUAUGCUACUAGUCUGCUUCAGGAGAGGAGUGGGAAAGAGAUCAUUUUGAAAGCAAUGGGUCAGGCAAUAAGCAAGACUGUAGCUGUUGCAGAGAUCAUUAAGAGAAGAAUUCCUCGUCUGCAUCAAGAUGCUGCUAUCAGCUCAGUGAGCAUCACAGAUGUAUGGGAACCUAUUGAAGAGGGCCUAUUGCCUGUGGAGCAGACUCGGCAUGUCUCAAUGAUUUCAAUCACCUUGUCAACAACAGAACUGAACAAGGACUCUCCAGGGUAUCAAGCACCUUCUGAUAUUCAGCAGACUAAUUACUACAACAAUAACAACAACUACGCCCCACGUUAUAGUUACCAGCCUCGACAGCAGCAACCACCACCUAGACAAGCACAAGCAGUUUUCAAUGCUGGUAAUGAAGAUUCAUAUGGCCGAGGUCGUGGUCGAGGCCGAGGGCGUGGUAGAGGCAGGGGACGUGGUUGGAACAGAGGUGGAUAUACAAAUUACCAAGAUGGAUAUGAUAACUAUCAAGAAAAUGGUGGGUACUCAAACUGGGGGCGAGGUGGAGGCCGUGGUGGCUGGGGAUAUCGUGAUUCUGGAUAUGGAAGAGGCAGGGGUGGAGGUGGCAGAGGUUAUGGUUAUGGUGGUGGACGUGGACGGAUGGGCAACCGUCCAAGGGGUGGCAAUAACAACCAGGCUUAGUUGUUGGUUGGACCUCUAGUUUGCUAUACCAUAAACGCGGCUUUGGCAUAAUGGUUUUCUUUUGUCCAAUGUCUGUCUAAAAAAUGCAUGAAAUUAUUAUGGCUUGUUGCAUCGACGGGUUGUCUUGUUUUCCAGCAUCAUUAUAUGUGAAAACCAAGUUCAAGUAGUAUUUAUGCAAUUAGGACAUAUUCUUUUGUUUAUCUUAAAA
This is a messenger RNA of Solanum pennellii, 1097 nucleotides long. Its product is annotated as RNA-binding protein FUS-like. The transcript has 8 exons. Gene Ontology annotation, molecular function: RNA binding. Bases 101 to 889 code for a protein of 262 amino acids. NCBI's taxonomy places the organism in Eukaryota, Viridiplantae, Streptophyta, Magnoliopsida, Solanales, Solanaceae. The record is from RefSeq and is a predicted model, not a curated record.